GUCAGUCCUGCUGCCAACAUGAGUAAUCCGUAAAUUUCGUUUGUAAAUCCAUACAUGUAGUUGCGGGGCAUGAUCGCUUUUGCAUAAAUCCUUCUUGGUACCCUAAACUUUUUUUACCAAAAGAAAGAAAGAAAAAAAGGAAGAAGGAGAUUUCAGCCUGGUAAUGUGCAACUCAUGCAAUUCUAGAUCACUAGAUAUGCAUUUGCAGCAAUUGAGCAGCAAUGUAUCGACAGAAAACUUGACAACAUAAUGAUGAGGCAGUUUAUAUCAUAAUCCUUUCCAAAAUGGCAUUUCCAAGAAUCUCCAAGACUCAUCAAAACCUCUGGAAAUCAAUAAACCCCAUCAACCCAACUGCGUUCUUUUCCCUCAUCUUCACCAACAACCACACGCCCUCAUCGAAUUCACCCAGACCCAUUUGCACCAGAACCCACGGUGACCCUUUUCUUCCUAAUCCAGACGUGGGCCACGUCGCCGAUGGUCUCAUUUCCAUCUUCACCAAGCAACCUUUCUCCCCAGACAACCCAGAUUUGAAGCAUUUUGCUUCAAGAAUCACCCCAAAAGCAGUCGAAUGCGUGCUGAAUGGGCUCAAGAGCUGGAAGCUAGCUCACUUGUUCUUCACCUGGGCGUCAAACCAAUGUGGGUACAAGCACAAUUGUUAUACCUACAAUGCCAUGGCUUCACACCUAUCACGUGCUCGACAAAAUGCCCCAAUGAGAGCCCUGGCCAUGGAAGUUGUGGAUUCCAAUUGUUAUAUGACCCCUGGAGCUUUGGGUUUCUUUCUAAGAUGCUUAGGGAGUGUGGAGUUGGUUGAAGAAGCCAACAUUUUGUUUGAUCAAGUUUGUACAAAGGGUCUUUGUGUUCCAAAUAGCUAUAGCUAUAACUGUUUGUUGGAGGCUAUAUCCAAGUCUGGUUCGAUUGAGUUGCUCGAGAAGCGAAUGAAAGAAAUGGGGGAUUCUGGUUUGGAAUUCGAUAGGUACACAUUGACUGCGGCGUUGAAGGUUUAUUGCAAUGCAGGGAAGUUCGAAAAGGCUUUGAAUGUUUACAAUGAGAUGCAUGAGAAGAGCUGGGUGGAUGCACAUGCCUUGUCUAUCUUGGUGUUGCAUUUGAGCAAGUCGGGUGAGGUGGACAAGGCUUCUGAUUUGAUUGAAAGAAUGGAACGUCGCAAUCUUGGCUUGAAUGACAAGACAUUUCGUGUUUUGAUUCAUGGGUUUGUGAGGGAGUCCAGAGUGGAUAAGGCCCUCCAACUGUUUGAUAAAAUGCGGAAGUCAGGUUUCUCUGUUGACAUUUCUCUUUAUGAUGUACUGAUUGGAGGGCUCUGUAAGAAUAGAGAGAUUGAGAAAGCCUUGUCUAUGUAUUCGGAAAUGAAGGAUUUGGGAAUCCAUUCUGAUGUUAGAGUCCUUACGAAGCUCAUAUUAGCUUGUUCUGAUGAAAGGGAAAUGAUUCAGAUGCUUGAGGAAAGUCAGGAAGAUUUAAAUGAAGAGGAUAUGCUUUUGCUUUGCAGUUCUGUGCUGAAUAGUCUGGUUAAUAACAACUCCAUUGACAGAGCUUAUCGACUGCUUCAGGCAAUGAUGAAAAAAGAAUCUGAUGCUGAUCCAGUAGUAAAGAAAAAGGUUCGUCCUGCCACCCGUUCAUUUGAAAUUGUUAUUGAUGGCCUUCUAAAAUUUGGUAAGUUGGCCGUGGCAUUAAGCCUUUUGGAAGAUAUGAAUCAGAUUGGGUGUAAACCAAAUGUAGUAAUUUACAAUAAUGUAAUUGAUGAACUGUGCAAAUCAAAUAGAUUGGAGGAAAGUUAUAAGCUUCUGAGAGAGAUGGAGCAAUCUGGAGUUGAACCAACACAUUUUACCCGUAACUCGAUAUAUGGUUGCCACUGUAGAAGAGAGGAUGUUCAAGGAGCCCUUAACCUAGUGAAGGAGAUGCGUGUUUGUGGACAUGAACCAUGGAAAAAACAUUCCACCUUGCUCGUGAAGCAGUUGUGCGAACAUGGAAAGGCAGCUGAAGCUUGUAAUUUUCUUGAUAAAAUGGUUGAAGUAAGUUUUGUCCCUCGUCUAGUUUCCUAUUCUGCGGUUAUUAGUGGAUUACUCAAAAUUCAAGAAGUAGAUCGAGCUUUACAGCUGUUUCAGGACAUCUGUGCUGAUGGCUAUUGUCCUGAUGUAGUUUUCUAUAACAUAUUGAUAAAUGGUCUGUGUAAGGCCAAAAGAGUCUCGGAAGCAGAAAACUUUCUGAAGGAGAUGGUCAUGAAGGGGCUUGUUCCCUCAGUUGUAACCUACAAUCUGCUGAUAAAUGGAUAUUGUAAAAACGGUGAUGUAGAUAAAGCCAUGAUGUGCCUCUCCAGGAUCUUUGAUGAAGCCAGAGAACCUAACGUGAUUACAUACACCAUGUUAAUAGACGGAUUAUGCAAUGCUGGAAGGAUUGAUGAUGCUCUUAUGCUUUGGAAUGACAUGGCGAAGAAAGGAUGUGCUCCAAACAGAAUUGCAUUUAUGGCUCUUAUUAACGGUCUUUCCAAGUGUGGUAAGCCUGCUGAGGCUUUAGCCUAUCUUCGUGAGAUGGAAGAGAAGGAAAUGAAACCUGGGAUACAUGUAUAUUCAGCAGUAAUAAGUUAUUUAAUCUCUAAUUUAAACCUUCCCCCUGCCACUUGAGGUUUAGAAAGAGAUGGCUGAUAGUGAAGGUAAGUAUAUGUUUUUAUUUUUCUCAAUAUUACAUUAGUUGCCGCUGAUUAUAGUGGCCUGCAUUACAUUUUAGCCACAGGACUGCUCAGUCUAUACUGCAUUUAUGCAAAUCCUCUCAGAUGUCAACCGUAUUUUCAAUUUUGUUGCAUUUUAGUUUCAAAUUUUACAAAAAUCUGGUUGCAAGCAACACCAUAUGGGAAAAAUCAUGAAACUGCGCACUAACAAAAUCAAUGAAAAGCGAUUG
This is a messenger RNA of Rosa rugosa (rugosa rose), 2907 nucleotides long. Its product is annotated as putative pentatricopeptide repeat-containing protein At5g08310, mitochondrial. Gene Ontology annotation, molecular function: protein binding. The transcript has a single exon. The record is from RefSeq and is a predicted model, not a curated record. NCBI's taxonomy places the organism in Eukaryota, Viridiplantae, Streptophyta, Magnoliopsida, Rosales, Rosaceae. Bases 285 to 2633 code for a protein of 782 amino acids.